UUGUUUGCAUCGGCGAUUGGUUGUUUUAUUUGGUGACGUACGCUGUUUUGGUAUUUAUGUUGGUCUUCGUCCCCGGACUUAUCCAAAAGCAAAAAAUCAUGGUGCGGCUAAUGUCAAAUAAAUCUUCUUGGGCUCGUCCUCUUCCACUUUGUCUCGAUUUGUUUCGGGAAUGGCAACUGCUCGUCGGUGAUAAUGGUGUAAAAACUUCGUGUAAAUCGCCAACCGUUUCUCCCAGGCAUAGCGUUUCUUCUAUGAGUUCCACUUCUUCUUAUCAAUCGACAGGAAAAGAUAGUUCGAAACAAAAAUACGAGCAAUCGUCUAGCGCAAGUUCUAGAGCGGGAUUUGCCAAAUUAGCUCGACUUUUAACCCCCAAAGAGAAAACAUCGGAUAAAAAUGUUCAAUCGGCAACAACCCCCGUUACGGAACAAAAAUUAAGAAAAGCCAACAGUAUCGACAGCUUAUUAGACGUGGCUUCACCCGGUUAUACCGUUCAGAUCUGCGAUGUUUCUGAUAAUUCACUCGAUAUAGCAUCGACGUCGCAGAAUGACAAAAGCGCAAUAAAUUCCGGUGGCUUGACCGUCCCUAAUAAGACCAUUCCUAAUUCGCCGAGUAUUCCCGCAAAGCUGGAAACACAUAAAAGAGGAAUACCGACAUCCCCCAGUAUGCCCAGCAAAUUAGCCAAGGAUAUAUCCGCCGGUUUACGUCAGAGCAGUAUGGAGUUGCUGUUAGAAGGUGUUCCUCUAACUAAAGCGGAAAGGAAGAGAUUAGAGAAAGUCAAUAAAUUUAACAUAGAUCUUCAAGCAUUGUUUGCUGCCGUAGAGCAUCAACACAUAGAAAGAGCGCGGAGCAUUCUAGAAACGACCGGGGUCGAUGUAAAUAGCGUAAAUGGAGACGGAUUCAGCCCUUUAGAUAUAGCUGUGAUGACCAACAACGUGCCCAUGAUUAAGUUAUUACAAUGGUACGGCGGAAGGGAGAGUUUACAAUAUGCCACAAAGGACAGUCGAUCGCAUCAACUCAAUGGUCUAGUAAAGGAAGCGGGACGAUGCGUAGAGGAUUUGACUACUUGCGUAUUGAGUGCGGCUACCAAUGGUUCCUUAUCCAAUGCUCUUUUGAAAGAAAAAGAGCGCCAAUUGUCUCUAUGGCAACGAAGACUGCAGCUACUAAGGAGAAUGAAGACGGGUUUUGAACGUCUCCGACCUCCAGAUUGUCCGACGUUCGUAGUCUUGGAAGUGGUGGGAACAAAUUCCUUAAGAGUGAGAUUCGUCGAACCCGACACCGCUCAUAACGCGGAAUGUAUCGUUACAAAGUAUAAAGUCGAAUGGAGUUUACAGGAAGAUUUCAAGAGCUUAGCCGGUUAUCAAGAGGUUAACGACGUUCACAGGCUCGAAGUUAUAAUUACCGAUCUGAUUCAAGGAACUCCGUAUUUUGUCAGAGUCGCCGCCGGAAACAGUAAAGGAUACAGCAAUCACCAGAAUUCUUCUCCCGUUUCCGCUACUCCUUCCUGUUGGAGGGACAUCGAAGGAGAAUCGCCCAGAGUCGAAGGUAAAAUGGGAAAAUUAGACGAUCUGUUUAAUCAAAUUGUUAAUUCCGGCCCGACUUAUUCUCCGGAAGUAAAAGCGCUGGCCGAUUUGGCUGACACGCCGCAACAACAAAGACGACAAGUUAGAAAAAGCAUCAAAAAUUUAUUUACUCCGGCACCGAAAUUUCAGAAAAGCAUGAAAAGAGGUGUUUUUCUAGCCAGUCUCUUGUAUAACGAAGACAAGAUUCUCGUUACUCCCGAGGAAACCUUACCCAUUUUAGAAGUGGACGAAACCUAUCCUUCCUCUCUACAUACGGAUUUCCAUUGGUUAAUGAAAGUGGCUUGCACGUGGGAAGACGUUAAAGCGUUGAGGCAGGAUAUGGAGAAGAGUCCUAGUUCUUCUAACGUUCAUUUACGUAGUAGACUAUUACAGGCUGUCGAACAGAUGCAGGCCGCUCUAGGGAUACAAGAUUUAGGUCAAUUAUUCUACAAGCCCUUUAAAGAUACGGAAGGAACUAUAGUUAUAUGUACCGUUAAACAUAUAGCCGAUAUUAAAAGUAUGGUUCCUUUAUCGGUUAGAUGGUUACCUUUAUCAAAAAUUCAAAGAAAAUUAAGUAGCAGCAGCAACGAAGCUAACGAACCACCAAAUGCUAGCGAGAUUCUUCUGUCCUCUUUGCAAGAAAUGAUCAAUUAUAAUCAAGCGAGUGGAGCUUGUUUAAGUCGUGGUUUAUAUUUUGGUUAUAUCAAACUGAAAAGUUCCGUCGAUCUAAUUAGAGUUUUGGUACCUCAGAAAGCGCCUAACGUCUUGCCUCAUUGUAGAAUACGUGAAAACCCACACGUUUCUUUGGAGGAGUGGAAAUGGUUAUCCAUUCUUAAAUCUGGUGAUAAAUCUGAAAGUCCCUCCGAAGUCCAAUUAAAAUUUCAAAGAUCUUUAUCGUCAGCUGCUCGAAGCUUGUUCCAACAAUUGGACAUCCCACCUUCGCAAAUGGAUACCCACAGGAUUUACGAUAUGGAAGUCAUCGAAUUAAGUGCCGAUGUUUCUUUUAUUUUGAUCUUACCUCCCGUCGAAAGUGUUUGUUCAGUUGCUGGUCAAACUGACGAACUGACAUCCAGAACAGAUUGCAUUCCUCUCCCCGUCCAAAUAUUUGAAAUGGUAAGUUUGAUAAGUCUUAAAACUUAACAACAAAAGAUUUGCCCUAAAAGAUUCUUUCUUUAAACAGUUCAUAUGACAACCUACCAGAAGAAUUUUAUCUGUCGAUAUUCGCGCUUAUCUUCCAUUUUGGAAAUGGCUAACAUGGUGGCUCAACAGGCACACCGCGAGGCAUUUUCUUCGGCAGAAGUAGCGUCUGCCAAAUGUCGUCUUAAUCAACUUCAAGAAUUUCAAGGGCAAGUCGAUAAUAUUUGGAGAGGGAUGAGAUGGAUAAUGGAUGUACUCACUUUCGCUAGAGAUAAGCAGGUAAAUGGUGGAAUUCCACUUAGUGGAGUUUUAGUAUCGAAAACGGGAUCGCCGUCUCCCGCUCCUUCUCCGCAUCAAUCACCCGUACAGAUGUGUUAUCAGCAAAGAGAAGACUGUAGAAACGGAUCGGACAAGAAUUAUUUAAGAAUCACCACGUCAUCCAGCUACACUCUUCUCGAUUCGAACAGAGAAGGAGACAACCAUCUGGAAAUUCGACGUUGCGCAUCGACUUCUAAGCUUCAGGUGUCCGUUCAUAGAGAGGAAGACGAGGACAUCAGCGAGUCUACCGUGUCGGUUAACGAAAAAGGUUUGGGUAUCAAAGAAUUGAGCGACUGCUUCGACGUCGAGGAAAACGGGAUCAAAAUUCCUUGUCCGCAGUUGAACGAAUGUGCCAAAGAUAGAGAUCAAACCGAAAUUGGAAUGUCCUCCAACAGUGUUCACAGCAGUCUGACCGGAAGCAACAAAUCGCUCUUGUCCGAUUUACCCAUCGAAGACGAUACAUCCGAAAACGGGAGUGUAUAUUCUAAAGAUAGUGCGUGCAGUGUGGGAGAUAUCGGAAAAUCACCCGACGAUUGCGAGGUAUCCGAAGUGGUUAAGCGACCGUCUUCGUCGAAUUCUUCGGGUUCGAAUCCCGGUGAUGCUUCGUCCGGAAUUUUAAGGGUGUACGCCGCGUACGAAACCGGACUUCCUAGUGGAACCAGCGUAAAACUCCACGUCACCCCUCAAACAACUGCCAGAGAAGUUGUAGACUUAGUUGUAAAACAACUCAACAUGGCAGUCAUACUUAAAGGUAGAGGAGGACCAAUUUACGGUAGUAAUCAAAUCCAGAACUUUUGUCUAGUAGCCGUGGUGGGCAGUAGAGAAAAAUGUCUGGGCGACGAUUUUCAACCACUUAAAUUAUCAAAUCCGUGGACUAAAGGCAAAUUAUUCGUUCGAAUGAAUAACGUGUUGGAAGAAUCGGAUAAAUGAACGUUUUGUACAUAUUGAAAUUGGUGCUGAUGUACAUAAGCGGGCGUAUCGAAAAAAUGCAGCUAACCCGUCUUCUAGGAGUACGUCUCUACUUAGUCCGUUAUAGUAAAAGCAGUUUUUAAAAGACCCAAAUUUUAGAAGAAAAAAAUAUGUUGCUUGUGCCUUUCUUCGCUUGCUGUUUGUAUUUGUAAAUAGUAAUGUGUUUAACGCGUGAAAGUAAGGCAAAGAAUGCGCGUGGAGAAAAGAAGUUGGUAUCAAUUGGAAUAUUAAAAUUUUCCAUACGCGCAAAAAUCUAUAUUCUAAAAUAUUGAUAUAAUUAACAAAAACAAGGCAACAUCUACAAUAUAAAUAUAAAUAUAUAUAUUUAUACAGAAUCGUAAAACAGAAAAAUUUCAUCUUCGGGAGUAACGACUAUUUUGUAAGCGAUAUGAAAAUUAAUAUUUUCAUAAUUCAUUUCCAAACGAAAAUUGUGUGGAGCUGGAAAUCAAAAAAGCCGAAAAAUUAAAGCAAAAUAAUAAUAAUAUUAAUAAUAAUUAAUUUUUUCGCGCGGAAAGGUUGUGGUAAAUAUUCUAAGUUAUAUAAAUGAAGUUAGAUUUUAUAGAAUGUGUGUGUUUCACCAUGACUUUCUCAUCUUCGUGGCUAUGUUUUCUCAUUGUUUACGGGAACAGAAUCUACCUACGUUCAAGUAGGUUCGAAUGACCAAGUUGGAUAUAGUUUUGUUCCUAAAAAUUUACGGAUAUUCUUUUGUUAAUAUUCGAAACGAGUAUGAUUUGUAUAUAUUUGUGAUCCGUUGUAGACCAGACGAUUAGUGUCAUUAACACGUUAUUGAUUUGCCAUAAAAAGAAAAUCAAUCGUUCAAAAAGUGUAUUGGUGUUGGCUUCUUCUUCGCUUACUUGUGACCUAACAAAUAUUUUCUUUUUUCAUUUUUCCUAAAUAAAAACAAAGUAAAACUUUACAUGAAUUCGAUUAAAGCGGUUUUGUCCAAGAGCAAUCGCACUCCGCUUUUGUUCUUUGUUACUGAAAAUUCGGUUGGCCAGCGACGAAGGGUUCAAAAAUGAAUAAAGGAGCGUAAAUCGUAGAUAAUUCUUGUUUGUAUCGUGUUUUUUAAGUGGCCCAAAAUAAUGAAAAAUUCUCGAAAUUACUUUAAAAUGGCCGUUUUUUUCUUUCAAAUGUUAUCAGUUGUCGCAAUUUUAUCGAUUUAUAUAUUAUAUGAUUUAUAUGACUCGAGGAAACGUAAUACGAGAAAAAUAGUAAUCGACAUUGGUGCAAACGGGUAAAUAUCAAAGAAAACUUUAAUAUUUAAUUUAACAAAUAAAUAAAAAUCAAAUUAAGCAAUAAAAAGUAGGAAAAAAACAUGAAAAAUCGCUUAAAAUAUAGAAAAUAAAAUCUCUCGAUAACGAUUUUGUGUUACUUGGUGGUGACUGUUACGUAAAAAAAUCGAUUUUGAUAUUAAACGAACUCUGUUAUAUAAAAUUCGGUACAAAAAUCGCAUCAUUCGUCGCUGUUUCGGCUAUUAAAAAUGCUUACGUUUCCUCUCGAAUGCAAAUAUGACCCUGAGCCAAAACUUAGGGCUGCAUUCCAUCCAAACAAAAACUGAUAUGUAUUCUCUAUUACUAUUUGGGGAGGGAAAAGGGAACCUUAUAUGUUAUAGCUUAGGGCUACAACAAAUUUAUAUCUAAAUAUCUCGAUAUU
This is a messenger RNA of Centruroides sculpturatus (bark scorpion), 5636 nucleotides long. It is a transcript of the gene wake, whose product is annotated as ankyrin repeat and fibronectin type-III domain-containing protein 1-like. The record is from RefSeq and is a predicted model, not a curated record. Gene Ontology annotation, molecular function: protein binding. NCBI's taxonomy places the organism in Eukaryota, Metazoa, Arthropoda, Arachnida, Scorpiones, Buthidae. Gene Ontology annotation, cellular component: spindle. Gene Ontology annotation, biological process: signal transduction; establishment of mitotic spindle orientation; regulation of establishment of bipolar cell polarity.